This is a messenger RNA of Phascolarctos cinereus (koala), 1873 nucleotides long. Its product is annotated as SUN domain-containing protein 2-like. Lineage: Eukaryota; Metazoa; Chordata; Mammalia; Diprotodontia; Phascolarctidae. Gene Ontology annotation, cellular component: meiotic nuclear membrane microtubule tethering complex; nuclear envelope. The record is from RefSeq and is a predicted model, not a curated record. Gene Ontology annotation, molecular function: protein-membrane adaptor activity.
AUGGGUGGUUGUGCUGCCCACUUUGAGGAUGUCCUGCACUUUAAGCAAGGAGGUGUUUUAUCUGUGCCCUCCGUGGUCACUGACAAGGCACUGGAGGGAGCUGGAAAGCGGGGUGCUCAGCACAUGUCUGAGUGGCAAGGUUUGUCCCAGGAAGACUCCCAGGACAAAAGGCCAAAGGAGAUGGCUUCCCUGGAGGCCCAGCUGGCUGGCCUGAGGCAGGAGCUGGCGGCCAUCAGCCAGAGACAGGCUGCAAUGGCCCAAGAAAUCCACCUUUGGCGAGAAAAGAUGGUGGCCCUGCGCAGUGAUAUGGAGUCUCACGUCCCAGCUUUAAUCCAGGAAUACUUUGUUGGAGACAAGGGCACUAAGGCCGGACUUACACAGCUAGAGGAGGUGCAGGCUCAGCUUUGGGACCUGGAGCAAAGACUCCUCAGGCAUAUGGCAGAGGAGCAGGACAAGACUGCCAGCAAAGUUGCUGCUGACUUGAGGCUGACCCUUCUGGAAGAAGGAGUGACCACGGGGGUGACAGAGGAGGAAGUGCGUGAGAUCGUGCGGCAGGCCCUGAAACUGUAUAGUGAAGAUCGCAUUGGGCUGGUGGAUUAUGCCUUGGAGUCCUCAGGGGCCAGCAUCCUCAGUAGCCACAGCUCAGAGACCUAUGGCACCAGGACGGCCGUAAUCAGUCUGUUUGGUAUCCCCUUGUGGUAUCAUUUCCAGACCCAAAGAGCCAUAAUCCAGCCAAAUGUCUACCCCGGCAACUGCUGGGCAUUCCGGGGCCCCCAGGGCUUUGUUGGGGUUCGCUUGUCUGCCCGCAUCCACCUCACUGCCGUCACUUUGGAGCACGUGCCCAGAGCCCUGUCCCCAGUCAGCAACAUCACCAGCGCCCCCAAGGACUUCGUCAUCUUGGGGCUCAGUGAAGAUUCCCAGGUGGAAGGGGUGGCCCUGGCGAAGUUCACCUAUGAUAAUGCUGGGGAGGCCAUUCAGACCUUCCACUUUCAGGGCAACGGCACAGCCCCAUACCAGCUGGUACAGCUUCAAGUUUUGAGCAACUGGGGUCACCCGGACUAUACUUGCAUUUACCGCUUCCGGGUCCAUGGCAAGCCUGCCAAUUAGAACCUCCCUGCCGGGUCCCUUCACCCUUUCCUCUGUCAGCCACAAGCAAGCAGUUCUCCCACCUCCUCGUCCCUUCUGGCCACUGUGACUUCUGGGAAAGAGACAGAACGUGGGAGCCCACCUCCCUGGAGCCAUCUUGCCCCACCAAGCCCUCUAUGAUAUGGAUGAGACCACCAGCUGAGCAAUUUCUGUUUCAAUCCACAGCAUCUGCAGUGUCAGGUGCCUCAGCUCCCUGCCAAGCCCUGCCUACCUCCAAGACGUGUAGAAAUAGCUCUGUAUUAGAUGUUGGGGGGGUGGUAGGGAGUAGUGAGGGCCUUGCUAUGCUCAGCAGCAGUCCCACAGAAACACAGCUUACACCACCCUGGGUCUAGGGCAAGGAAUUUGGUGCAGUAAGGGCAUGAUAAACUGGGCAGCGGCAAAGGGCAGACUGGGAGCCAGUCCCACAUGGGCACACUCCAGCAGGUGGCUAAUGCCGCUCUCCAUGGGACCUUGCAUGGUUCUCUUUACCACUGGCCAUGAUGGGUGCAGUCUUUGAAAUCCGAAGUACCUGGGAAUGACCGCACCUGUCUGUGCUUUUGAUUCUAACAAGGCCAAUGGCCUGGAUUUCAGGGAAGUUCUGCCCCCAGGAUUACCUGCACUGGCAUUUAGUACGGCAGCUGGGGAUGUACCCAUGGCUUGGUGGCCCCUCCUACCCACUGGGGCUUCCUUUAGAGAGGACUGGAAGGUUGCAGGUGUGUGGCAAAGGCAGUAGCAUUACAUACACAAG